CACCGCUCUCAUCAUCGUCAUCAUCACCACCACCACCACCACCGCCAGCAUCAUGGCGGACCCGAAUAUCAUCGGUCCACAGCCAGAUGCUGGUCGUAUAGUGCAUCAUAUCCACGGUAUCGCCGAGGAAUUUACAAAGCUUUCAAAUGUACCGGCGCUGGCAGAAGGCAAUGCCGUAGCACAGCUCGCUGCUCAAAUGAACGCUCAGUUCGCCCAAAUGAACGCCCAAAUGAACGCUCAGUUUGCUCGAAUCAACGAUCGAUUCGCUCAAAUCGACGCCCGGUUCGCUCAAAUCGACGAUCGGUUCGCUCAAAUGAACACCCACUUCGCUCAGAGAUUUGACCAGCUUGAUAAUAAAAUUGAUACGCUCACUACUCGAGUCAUUGCGAAUGAUCAUAACGCCUCAGCUCGAGUUCAAAACUCUUUUCUUACGAGGUCCUCUGAUCGACUUACACCACUGAUGAAUCCAUCGACUAAUAACUUUAUCGAAUGGUUUCCUGCCAAAUCUGGUGAUAUUCCGAAUAUGGAGGACCAGAGGAUUGAUUCUGUCCUACAUGCGUUGGGUUUACCUACAAAUGGGAGAAGAGAAGCCAAAGAGCAACGAUUGAGACAGUACAUCGGUCUUCGACCUAGACCCACUGCUGCAUGAAUGUGACAAGCGGGAGAGGUGUCGAGAGUGACCUGAAGGGCAGAGGUCAUGAUUGACCUGACAACUAGGGUGAGUUCAGAGUAGUUUUUGCAUUGAUUUUGCUGCCAGGAUAUCGAGUCACGGAGUUCAAGUUGCUGUCGAGUUAUUGAGCAUACAAUAUAUAUCUCUGCUAUUACCGCACCAACACAGCACGUUGAUGGCGGCGGCCACGUCGUGCGCAGCCUUGUCAAUCAACCUCAGCCGAUUCGUGGGGUCACUGCAGCCGUGACACCACUUCGGAGGAGGACUUCCAGCUCUCGUCAUUAGAGUCAAAACAAGGGUUCAAGGUGUGCUGUAUUGUCAUGACAUUCAUGCAUUAUGUUUUCUCAGCCACCAAAACAUCUAAUUAGCGAUCCCUCCAGUCAGCUGAUCUGAGUGACCACCACUCCCUGUUCUUCAUCAUCCUUGGAGCUUGACUUUCUUCCACCAUGACCUUGCAAAAUCCUUGGUCCGUACACUAUCUUGGGUGGCUGUCCUGUUCAAGCGAGCACUUUGCUUUACGACGAUGCUACUCUUCAGGGCCUUUUCAAAGAGAUACUUACUCCUUUCCCUUCUCUUUCUGUCGGCGUAUUGUCUACAGAUUAUCCAGACCGCCCACAUGAGUCCGAGGACGAAGGUGAGCACGCCGGAGACAAUCCAGUAGACCUUGAAGGGCUCCCUGACAAUGACCUGGUCGUCGAUGAUCUUCCAAUUGAACAUGGGCGUGGCAAAGAGAUUGGCGAUGAACGUCCAGGGCAGGAAGAUGAAGCCUACCAGGGCCAAGGCCACCAUGGCCGAGUUGGAGUUUCUUCCCUGCCAGGCGAUGGUGAGGCCGAUGCGCGCAUCGCGUUGAGCCACCUGGUGAGACAUGAUGACCAUUUGCUUGUCAAGGCGGUGGGACAAGGUCUCAGCAUCAUGGAGGUAGACAUUGAUCAGGUCCCACAUCUGGAACAGUUUCUGGUUAAGUCGGAUGCAUUCGUCACGCUGCCCGUCGUCCUGCAGCGUGGCGACAUAUCUGUCAUUGCAACGCUCGAUCCAUCGGAUUUGAUCCCUGAAGACUCUCAGUCGAAACAGGAUGUUGGUGAGUUUCCCGCUCAAGACGUGGAACUGACUGACCGCGGCUUCCUGCGCCUCGGCGAUCAUCUCGGCGUCCUCUUCGAUGUCGGCCUGAUAUGCAGGGUCAAUUCUGCGAUCCAACACCCAGUCCCAGGUGGCCAGACCGAGCGUCUGCUCGACUUCGUACGUGUCCCAAUUCAUCUCGUCGGUUUUGCGAAAUGUCCAAUGCAGGCUGAUGUUCAUCUUGAUGUACGCGAGAAGCAUCGGGUGGGCAAGGUGUUCUCUGAGCCGGAGGAUCUCGGCCUCGAGCUCUUGUCGGCGUUCGUCUCCGUCGCCUUCUCGGUGGAACAUGACCGCCGAUGUAUGUCGAGUGGCGUGAAAGUAUGACCAGGCGAUAGCCCACGACGUGCCGCUGGUGUAGAAGGACGUGACGGCUCCUCCAUCGGCGCCUUGUUGACCAACGACCCGAUACGGCGAGUCGUCCCAGAAAGUGAUGUUGCAUCGAAUAUAGGCACCCAGAGCAGCCAGAGGGAGCCGAGCAUGGUUGAAAAUGUCCUUGAUCAUGGCCCGUUGCUUCGCUCGCGUGGGCAGAGGAGUUACUUCUGUUCGACACGGGAUCGUCCGAUGUUUCGGGUUCUUUCCCGGAUCCCGGCUGAAAUCGUUGUGCGUUUGGAUGAACAGGAUCUUGAGAGCCGGCUGCCCGCUCCAUCGUGCAAUGUCUUCGUUGUUGACAUUGCUCGGUCGGAGCCACUGCUUGAUUUUUUCGACGUCCGGCUCGCCUCGUAGGGUUUCAAUAGAAGGCUGCAACUGCCCUUGCGUGAGGUGAUACUGGUCGAUCUUAUGGUGGCCAUUGUAACUGCUCAACUCGCGGUCGAGCAUGAUUAGGCCCGCCUCACUCAGUGUCGUGGAAGUCAUUGUGGAGAUCAGUGGCGAUAGCUUAAUGAGGCCUGGGGGGGAGGGGGCCCCGUGGGCGUGCGGGCGGGAGCGAUUGAUCUUUUGCAAAGUAGGGGAGGAGGGGGCGGCAGGCGGGCGGGCAGGAUGUAACAGGACACACAAUCAAACGGCAGGAAUAGAACAGACGCUGUAUCAGAAGCCAGACUUUCAGGGGACGAGAAUGUCAACAAGUGUUCUCUGCACGUGAGAGACCAACCUGUACGACUUCUUUUCCCCUGAGCUGGGCCAGAUGUUGGUACAGUAAAGAAGAUUCCUCGACAGACUCGGAGCUGGCGAACGUACCGUACCUAUAUACUCCAUAGUACAGCCCAUUGGGGCCAUACAGGAUGACAAACUUCUGCCUUUUUCUUUCUGCCUUGCAGUGUCAGGCAACACAUAGUCUGUACCAGGACCCUCCAUGACUGACGGAAAUUGCUUGCAUAGUGCCCAUCGGAAAGUGAGAAGGGCUGACGGUAGGUAUGCAAGCAGGAAACGAGAAGCGUGGGGGUUGUUGUGCCGAAAAAAUGGUUCGCGAAACUGGACACAAAAGGCAACCAACCGAACCGCGCACAUGCCAGACCAGAACUCCCUCUGGUCGCUUCGCUGCCUCUGCGAGAUGAGAUGACAACAAGUGGAUUACUAUUAGGUACCGGAGCAGAGACAAAGAAAACACCAAGGGGCGUACAGUGGUCAGGAGUCAUUGAUGAACGUCACUCGGCACCUCGACCGGUGAUGAUCGAUCCGUCUUUUUUGCAGAGCAACCCACGAGUACCAGGUAGCAAGGCUGAAGAGGAUCUUUGCGUCUUCUUCAGAAACUGUAGCUCGCGCUCUCGCAAUCUACCUCACAUACAUACCUAAUGCACAUGCACAUCUGCCGGUGGCGGCCAGUUCUCUACCUUAGUUCUCUAACCCUGCUUUGGGCUUGUUUUCCGCGCCUUGUCAUGCAAUCCGAAAGAGCUAACUUUGCUCGUCCAUGUCGUCGUCAUUGCCUUCGAUCAUCUCAUAACCCUCGCUGCCUUCCAGGUCGUCCGAGUCAUCGUGGUCGUCGCUGUGGCCGUUGUCAUCUUCUUCCUCGUCCUCUUCAUCAUGGUCAUCAUUGUCGGCUGUCCCAUCAAGAGGUUUCAGCCCAUAAUCAUCCUGGAAGAAAUUGAGAUCACGGGUUUGAGGAGAGAACCCAGCCUUGGUAAGGCCUGCCGAGAUAGCCUGUGUGAUAAACAUAGUUAGCAAAUGCCAUGCCACUCCCACUC
This is a messenger RNA of Exophiala dermatitidis NIH/UT8656, 3903 nucleotides long. RefSeq lists its product as uncharacterized. Lineage: Eukaryota; Fungi; Ascomycota; Eurotiomycetes; Chaetothyriales; Herpotrichiellaceae. Bases 53 to 649 code for a protein of 198 amino acids. The transcript is spliced from 3 exons. The record is from RefSeq and is a predicted model, not a curated record.